Messenger RNA from Dimorphilus gyrociliatus, 1978 nucleotides. The record is from the annotation of a GenBank genome assembly. Lineage: Eukaryota; Metazoa; Annelida; Polychaeta; Dinophilidae.
AAUUUAUUCAUUAACGUUUGUAAUUAAUGAAUGAGUAAAUGAGUAAAUAAACAACGAGAAAGAGAUUAAUUGAAAUUGUUUAUAAAUUAAGACUUUGAUUUAAAAGAUUAAGGUUUACAUAUAAGUUAAAAGAAAUGACAAUGUUUACUAUAUAGAGAUGCUUUUCCUAAUGUUUUCUUUCUUUAUGGAAAUCUUAAGGAAUUAUUGUUUGUAAACGAGAAUCGUAGAAUAGUUGAUGAGUCUUAACGACGCGAGGGAAAAAUUUCCCGGUUGGCCAACAAACCAUUCUACAGACCAAUCCCCCAUUACAGUCGUAAACAUGCCACUGCGACGCUCUAACUCUGUUAUUUCAAAAACGUUCUCUGAAACAAUUAGCCUACCAGGAUUAUCUAGAGCCAUUCAAACAAGAUCAAUUCUGGAAAGAUUUUUCUGGAUUAUUGUAUUUCUAUCGACUACUGGAAUGUUUACCUGGCAGAUUGUGGAAUUGUUCUUAAGAUUUUCGUCUUAUCCAAAGAAAGUUACAGUUGAGGUUCUACCAAUGAAAGUAGAAUUUCCAUCGAUAUCUGUUUGUAAUAUGAGACAUUUGGACAUAGAAAUAUUAAAUUCUUUAAAUGGUGUAUUCAAAUCGAACAAAUCGCUGAUUGAGCAAAUAGAUGAUUACGAUAACCCUUUUAUCAAGGCCUAUAUAAGGAAGAGCGCAGUUUACGCAACACUAUUUAGCCCUUAUCAAGAAAAGUAUCCGGAUGUUUUUCAAGAGAUUUUCUCUCGAACAACCUAUUCGGCAAAUAUAGACGAAUCAGUUAUCGAGACAGCUGUCGUUAAGUUUGACCAAUUCUUCGUUACAAGUUCAAUGUCUAGUACCAAAUGCGAUAGAUCUGAAUAUUCAUCAUUUUUCGAUCCUUAUUAUUAUAGAUGCUUUACUUAUAACGGAAAGUCGCAGUCUUUUGCCGAAGGUAUUGAGAAUGGUUGGUUAGCCAUAAUCCUUAGUGGCUCUGGAAUGACCUAUAAAAAUAACGAAGUUAGAGUAAUACCAGGUCUUCAACAAAGUAGAAGUCCCGUUUCUGCAUCUGAUGGAGUUAGAGUUAUUAUUCAUCCGGAGAAUACUACGCCAUUCCCGUUUACUGAAGGUUACGACGUUCCGCCAAAUUUUAGUGCGUCAUUUGCUAUUCGAGCAAGGAAAAAUAUUCGAAUAGGUCCUCCCCAUGGACUAUGCACCAAUACUAAUCCAUUUUCUCCCGACAGUAAAAAAAAGUAUAGAGUAAUUGAAUGUCAAAGAAUGUGUGUUCAAAGGAAGAUAUUAGACGAAUGUAAUUGUCUGGAUUCCAGUUAUCCCCUACUUGCUAACACCUCUGCCAAAUUCUGCAGACAAGAUGACAUCUUCCCAGAGAUUUGCGCCGUUGAAGCGAAUGCCGAAUGCAUGGAUAUCAUGCUUAAGGCCUACGAGAGAAUAAAAUGUUCUCAAAGAGUUCAAAGAUCGGUAUUAAUCAACGCUACAAGUAUUUUUGACCAAUGUUUCUGCUAUCCAGCAUGUAAUGAGACAUCGUACGAUGUAUCGUAUUCUUUAUCAAAAUGGCCUACACCCACUUACGAGAGCGACUCAACAUUCGUUGAGAUUUUCCUGUUGGAAAAUUUUACAAUGCCUUCAAAAAAGAUUAAUUUUAUGGAUGAGAUUAAAUAUGAAGAACGUCAGAAAAUUAUGAAAGAAUUCCUAAGAUUAAACGUCUACGUGGCGGAUAGUAACGUUAUGAAAACUGAAGAGUCUCCCGAGUAUACUAUUAAUCAAUUAGUCUCAGAUAUUGGUGGUCAAGCUGGUCUUUGGGUAGGAAUGAGCGUUAUAACACUAGCAGAAGUUAUAUCGGUUCUAUGCAGUCUUUUUAAUACAUCCGAUAAAUAUAAAAAAAGAAGAAAUCCUUAAAAAAUGAUCUUAUCAUUAUUCUCAUUAAAUUUCUUCAUUAUGAAACGUUAAAAUACAAUGAGA